GGGCCCGGCCGCGCAAUCGCUUACUGCGCACGCGCACCCGCAGUUAUUGAUUCUUUAUUUACCUCCGCCCGGUGGCUGAAGUGAGCGGCGGCCCCGGCAUCGCCGUGAAGGACGAGCAGCCGGUAACGAGGGGAUCGCGGUGUCGCCUCCGUCCGUCCGCACGCCCGCCAUUUUGUCGGCUGUCGUGUCCCACGUAGGAAAGAAACCGAUGGCUCAAAAGAUAAACGAGGCGCUGGAACACAUAGCGGCCGCCGAGAAAUGUCUGAAAACUGGCUUUUUAAAAUGGAAACCUGAUUUCGAUGGUGCAGCAUCUGAAUAUGCAAAGGCGGCUGUCGCAUUCAAAAAUGCAAAGCAGUAUGACCAAGCUAAGGAUGCCUACCUAAAAGAAGCUGAAUCACAUCAGAACAACAGAGCUUUCUUCCACGCUGCUAAAGCAUUUGAACAGGCUGGAAUGAUGCUGAAGGAAAUGCACAAGUUGCCUGAAGCAGUUUUUUUCAUUGAGAAAGCCAGCAUGAUGUUUGUGGAGAACGGAACCCCUGACACUGCUGCCAUGGCGCUAGACCGGGCUGGAAAGCUAAUAGAAAAUGUAAACUUGGAAAAAGCUGUUGAACUUUAUGAACGGGCUGCCUCAGUAUUUGAGAAUGAAGAGCGUUUACGACAGUCUGCUGAAUUGAUGGGAAAGGUUUCCAGGCUGCUUGUCAGGGGGCGGAGGCUUGAUGAAGCUGCAGUAUCACUUCAGAAGGAAAAGAACAUUUAUAAGGAAAUUGAGAAUUACCCAACAUGUUUUAAGAAAACAAUUGCACAAGUGUUGGUUCACCUACACAGGAACGACUACGUAGCUGCUGACAAAUGUGUUAGAGAAACUUAUAGUAUACCUGGAUUUAAUGGUAGCGAGGACAGCAUUGCAUUGGAGCAGCUGUUGGAAGGAUUUGAUCAGCAAGACCAGGACCAGGUUUUUGCUAUCUGUAACUCUGCACUCUUCAAGUACAUGGACAACGAUUAUGCCAAACUCUCUCUGAGCUUGAGAGUUCCUGGUGGAGGAACGAAAAAGAAGUUACCUGUGCAACAAGAAGGUGACCAAUCUGCACAAAAGCAACCUGAUGGUGGCGAUGAAGAGGACGAUGACUACUCCUCUGGAUUGUGUUAACUGUGGACAAAAUGUGUUUGAAAUCUCUUGGAUCAAACUGAAUUGUGAAGAAGUAGUGAAGGCCAAAGCUCAGAAGAAUUAAUUUCCUUUCCUAAGUCCAUGCUUGUUUAGUUGUAAUCCUGUGAGUAUCUGGUUUGCAUAGGAAUGGUGCAAGAUUAAUUUACAAAUUACAUUGUGAAGCAUUUGGAUUUGGCUAAUGUGUUUAUGUAUAAUUUGAUUUUUUUAAUUUUGAAAAUGCAAUCUUAAAAAUGCAGUUUAUUUUGGUUCUAACUAGAUUGUUUUAAAUCUGUGUAAUUAAUCUGUUUUGGGAAUAUAUUCUCAACGUAAUGCAUCAUAAAUCAGUAUAGGAUCAACUGGAGAUUUAUCUUUGAUGUCGUGAGACCUUGAUUGAUGACACCACUUUGUAAAACAAAAAGUGCUGAUCUUGGAAAUGUAUCAAAAUAAUGUUCUGGUUUAAUUUUCCAAUCUUUGUAGAUUUGAAAUAUUAUUGUACAGUUACCAAAAGGAUGCUGCUUCCUUAAGGCUGCAUAUCAUGACGUUAGUCUUCUGUGGUUAUGCUAUGGUGUGAGAAAUUUUUGUUUUCUGAUAUUCAGUGUUUAUGGUUUAUUGUAAAUGUGUGUGUAUAUAUAAUUCAAUUAAUGUACAAUGGGCAUGGUUCAGCAAUCGCUAGUUAAUGUAUCCUUUGUGACAAUUGCCAACUUGCAACAAGUUUGUUUUGUAAAUGCAUUUUUAAUGUUAGCCCUUUUAUCUUGAACGAAGAUUGUCAUCAAUAUCUGCAGUAGCUUUUGGUUAUUUCAUGGUAAUAUAAAUAUCAGAGACAAAAUUUGUAGUUGUCUUGCCUUGUUGCUACUAAGAAAGUAUCUUCCAAGAAAAGAUCUGCAAGAGCCUGGUGCUUAUUAUCUAUCUGUACUUGGCAAUGAUGUUCCCGUAUAAACACAAACCUGCUUUAUGUACACUCAUUUGAAAUCUUGUCCUAGUAAAGUAUACUGGCAUGAUCAUUGUUCUAUUGUGUUAUUUGUGCUCAACUAAACCUUUUGUUUAGUUUGUACUGUACUUGGCACAUAAGGUUUAAUGUAAUUUCCAAUGAAAACAUUCUAUUUAAGCAUGUUUCAAAGACAUGGAAUUUCUCAAAUGGAGAAUAAGUUGAUUUAAUGUUCUGUAUGUUUGUUCUAACAUACAUUCAAUUCAGUAGCUUCAUGGGGCAUAAUAUAGAUAUAGCGGGAGACCGUGUUUUAACUAAUUUGUAAAUUAAAACACUGCUCUACAUUUUGAGCAAUAUGCAAGCAAAAACAAAAUGCUGGAGAAACACAGUGGAUCAGGCAGCAUCUGUGGAGGGAAUGAACAGAUGACAUUUGUGGGGUUUGGAACCUUCAGAUUAAGUCUGCCUGACCCUGUGAGUUACUCCGGCACUGUUUUUGCUGAAGAUGCCAGCAUCUGUAGAUCCUUGUGCCUCUGUGUAUGCUUAGUGCACCAAGCCUUAUCUGUGAAAUGGAGGCAGUUUAUAAUUUGGCUAGAUGACCUGAUUAAGCCUGAAAUAUUAACUCUGAAUUAUUAUUACAUUUUUUUUUUUCAUGGUUUGAAUGGUUAUGCAUUUUCCUCUGAGACCAAGCUAUUAUAUUUGCGGGUUCUUCAAUUGUUAGAUGUAAUGUGGUAAAGAAAACAAUUAACCAAUAAAUGGUCCUCUAUUCCUUUA
Amblyraja radiata (thorny skate) is the source of this 2840-nucleotide messenger RNA. Its product is annotated as gamma-soluble NSF attachment protein. Gene Ontology annotation, biological process: intracellular protein transport. The record is from RefSeq and is a predicted model, not a curated record. Gene Ontology annotation, molecular function: soluble NSF attachment protein activity; syntaxin binding. Bases 209 to 1147 code for a protein of 312 amino acids. The transcript is spliced from 12 exons. NCBI's taxonomy places the organism in Eukaryota, Metazoa, Chordata, Chondrichthyes, Rajiformes, Rajidae. Gene Ontology annotation, cellular component: vacuolar membrane; SNARE complex.